Molecule: messenger RNA, 1558 nt
Organism: Gigantopelta aegis
Lineage: Eukaryota; Metazoa; Mollusca; Gastropoda; Neomphalida; Peltospiridae
Product: MTRF1L release factor glutamine methyltransferase-like
Exons: 10
Coding region: 216-1223 (335 amino acids)
Biological process (GO): protein methylation
Cellular component (GO): mitochondrion
Molecular function (GO): nucleic acid binding; protein methyltransferase activity
Source: RefSeq, a predicted model, not a curated record
CUGCUUUUUGGUUGUGUGAGCGAUUUUGAUUUUGAUUUUGGUGUUUAAAUCAUUUAAUAAUGCUCUAAAUCUUUUUAUUGUUGUUUUGCACAUGAUAACUAUUUAUGAAACUAUGUCUAAUGACAAUACAGAACAACUUUUCAGACUUCAGUAUCAAAUAGCGUUGAUGAAUGUUUCUUGUUAAAUAUAAUUGAUUUGCACACUAAUGGAUAAGUAUGUUAAAAUUGUUCCACAAAAGCCGAGUUCUUGUCUCGAGUUAUUAUCCUGUGGUUGUGCCGUAUUGGCGGAGAAGCUGUUCAUCAAUGACUGUGGGAUCCAUCUGUAAAUCUUUCACAAGACAGCUGGAGCAAGAAAAUGUGCCAGAAGCAAAGAUCUCCAUUGACUUGAUGGUGGCACAUGUUUUGGGAAAAACUACACUCCACGGUGUCACACCAUCUACACAUCUUAAUACUGACCAGAUCCGGCAACUGGAGUCCAUGUGUGAACAAAGAAAGAGGAGGAUGCCUGUUCAGUAUAUAAUUGGAGAGUGGGAUUUCUGUGAUCUAAUGCUGAAGGUUCAGCCUCCUACUUUGAUUCCCAGGCCAGAAACUGAGGAACUUGCCAACUAUGUGAUCUCCCAUGUGCGAAGAGUUCGACAGAAUCAAGUCAAAAUACUGGACAUUGGGUCUGGAUCGGGGGCUUUAAUCAUUGCCAUUCUACAUGCUUUGCCAACGGCCACUGGUGUGGCUGUCGACAUUGCGGAUCAUGCAUGUAGUCUGACGUCAGAGAAUGCUCAACUGACCGGGGUGCACCACAGGCUGAUUGUGGAAAAGCUGGAUAUUACAACAGAUGUGGCAGAGUUAUCUCGUUUGUGUCCGUUUGAUUUGAUCGUGGGCAAUCCUCCAUACUUGACAGAUGAGUGUUUGAAUAAUUUGGAGACCGAGUUGAGUUAUGAAGACAACAAGGCUCUGUAUGGUGGACCGGACGGUCUCGAUGUGACGAGAUCCAUCCUGGCUGCAGCAUCCAGGCUACUCCGACCAAACGGGUCUGUGUGGAUGGAAUUAGGAUUAGGACAGCCUCUGGAGAUCAAGACACUGCUUGAAAAACAGACUGGGUACCACUUGCAACAUGUCGAAACACUUCAAGAUUUUACAAACCGGGACAGAUUUUGCCAUCUUGAAUAUAAACUUCUAACAAAUGAGGAUCCUUCAUCUCAAAAAUAUUUUGCUGUUCCAGUCAUGUGAUACGUUGCCUGUAGUAGCACGAUGUCCAGCUGUGUGGUGGAUUCCACUUUGACAAUGAAGAUUUAGCAUUCAUAUCUGUGAUAUAUCAGAACAUUCAACAUAGAAGCUUUUGGUGUUUCAUAAAUAAUGACAUAGUACAAGUGUAGCAAGAGAGAAUGUGACAAGAGGCAGGUUUAAAAUCAGGAAUUACUGAACUAAUAACUUAUACUGUAAAUCACCGGCCUCGGUGGCGUCAUGGCAGGCCAUCGGUCUACAGGCUGGUAGGUACUGGGUUCGGAUCCCAGUCGAGGCAUGGGAUUUUUAAUCCAGAUACCGACUCCAAACCCUGAGUGAGU